AUGGAAGGUAUUUAUGAACAUAUCGAGUACACUGGAAGAGGAGAUGCUUCCAAACGGCAUGAGAUCAUUACCGGGAACGGUAAACCUCCCCUCGCAUCUGCACCACAUCCAGAACAGCUUGUGCGCUGGAAAAACUCACAACCAUUUGCGGAAAUGGCCAUAAACUAUCUGAUCUUGCUCUCGCGGCAGGGUAAAGUCAGGCUCGCGAAGUGGUUUACCACACUCUCGCCCAAAGACAAGGGCAAGAUAAUUAAGGAUGUCUCUCAGCUCGUGCUGGCCCGGCGGACGAGAAUGUGCAACUUCUUAGAGUACAAAGAUUCAAAGAUCGUGUACCGUCGCUACGCCUCUUUGUUCUUCAUUGCUGGAUGUGCCUCGGAGGAUAACGAGCUCAUCACCUUGGAAAUCGUUCACAGAUACGUCGAGCAGAUGGACAAGUACUACGGCAAUGUGUGCGAGUUGGACAUCAUUUUCAACUUCCAAAAAGCCUACUUCAUCCUGGACGAGCUUCUCAUAGCAGGGGAGAUGCAGGAGAGCAGUAAAAAGAACGUACUGAGGGUGAUUUCGGCACAAGACUCGAUAGAAGAUACCGAGGAAGAAGAAGGUGUUGCAGACAGUCUUAGACACAUGGGCAUCCUUUGA
This is a messenger RNA of Drepanopeziza brunnea f. sp. 'multigermtubi' MB_m1, 639 nucleotides long. RefSeq lists its product as uncharacterized. The record is from RefSeq and is a predicted model, not a curated record. Gene Ontology annotation, molecular function: clathrin-cargo adaptor activity. Gene Ontology annotation, cellular component: intracellular membrane-bounded organelle; AP-1 adaptor complex. Lineage: Eukaryota; Fungi; Ascomycota; Leotiomycetes; Helotiales; Drepanopezizaceae. Gene Ontology annotation, biological process: vesicle-mediated transport; protein transport.